AAACGUUUUUUUUUAAGUGUUUCGAUGAUGUUCGUGUGUAAUUAAAUUGUCAGGCUCAGUGACGCGAGUCGCGAGUUCAAAAAUGCGAAUGUUAGACCUCCUACAUAUUCGAGCUGCGCCGCCGAUGAAAUGAAACGAUCAAUUAUUUGCGGAGAACAUGUCUGAAAAAUUAAAAUUGUUACAUGCGUUACUUGCACUCAAUAUACAUACAACUUUUAAGAAAUAUACACACUAAAUUCAAUGAAAGCGAUCAGGGACAUUGUAUGUAUGUCGACUAGUUCCUUUAAAAGAGUCAAUUCAUCACUUUCCUUUUAUCAUGAUAAAGUGCCGCGUGAUUGGGCCUUGGGGAUUUUGAAAAUCUGCUUCUCUAUUGUAAACUAAUACAGGUUUGACAGCUUUGAGUACGCAACACUUGACUUAAGAAAUAUACAAUACAUUGCUCUGUAUGAUUGGAUGUUUCAAUAAAUAAUAUAUUAAUUCCAAACUCUCAUAUAAGGCUGUGAAUAAUAUUGAGUGACAUUGAUUUUCAGGAAUAUUUUCGUAUUGGAACAACAAUAAAAUAACACAACCACACGAAGCGCCAGAAGAGGUACCUACAGCGCACAUGUAGCAAUACCUUGGCCAUAUGACAAAACAAAUAUUCGCAAAAUGAGUAACAGGAAAUCAAGUAAGUCCAAAGAAGCGUAUGGGUCAAACGUGAAACGUUCCGAAUAUGACGACGGUAUACUUCGCAACAAUCAGAGAACCGGAAAUAGAUUAAAGAUUGACAUGACGUAUUAUGACAGAGCACAAAAAGUUAUAAUGAAAGAUUUAGGAAAGGAAAGUUUAUUGCUACAAAACAAAUUAGACAACAAUAACCGUACAUUGUCAAUGGGACUUUAUGGCUCCAAAUUUGGUGAGACUUCCUCUAAAGUGAACCGGAAGUACACUCCUACUUCACCAGUGGGAACAGUGACAUCAAGCGGUACAUUUAAGCCUGCCUAUCUUAGAGUUUCUAGUAAGACGGAAUCACGAUUUCCCUGGGACAAGGACAUUUCUGAAAAAGACAGUACUGUCGAGAAAGAAAGCGGGGUGUCGAACAACCCUUCACCAUUGAUGACGUCAAAAAGUAGCAUACGCUUUAGAACACCAUCUUCUUCCGCGUAUCCUUCAUCGAGAAUGCAAACAGAUGACUUUUUGCAAAGUAUUCUAAAUGACGCUAUGAAUGAUGAGUUACUUUAUACCCAGAGACCUCAACAAGACACGUUGGCGUCAGAAUCGCUGAAGCCACCAAAUUCUUCUAGACGCAAAUCAAAAACACCAAGAAGUAGAUCCAUGAUAACCCCUAAUGAGUCUCUAGUUAAUUCGCUUGUUAAUGCGCAAGAAGCCGACGAGGUUAUUUAUUAAUUUGAAAAAGAAUUAAUAAAAUGAUUACAAUUAACUAAGCCGUUUAACUAGUUCUUUACAAGUUACACUGGUGGAAUGUGUUCGAGAGCGCGUUAAAACGAAUUGUUCUUUCGGUUGAAAACAUUGCCAGAGAAUCUUUAAUCAAUAGUUUGUGCAUGUCAGCUGUCGUUUAGUCGAAACUGACACAAAAUGAGAGACUGUUGAAGUCUGCAAAUAAUAGAUCUGGAGCAUUGUUGUGUUUCAGUGAAUACUUAAAGAGGAAUGUGCAACAUUUAGCAACACUUAUCAUUACAAUAAACUUGGUCAAACAAUAACUGGUGAAAAUAAUAUAAAAAUUGAACUACAACCAUUAUAGAUAUAUAGCCAUUUGAACAUUAUUCACGAAGAGCCAUUUUUGCUCAGUGACGUCAUCACUAUUCAUUAUGUGCAUUUGUCGUCUAUGGUAAAUCUGAAUGAAGACUAAAAUAAUUAAUAUUUGAAUCACCAAACCAUUUUUGUUCGUAGCUCGAUUCUCAUUUGCAUAUUCUUCUUUAAUUGUACUGAGCAAAGAUUCAUCAAAUGUUUUGUGAUUAUUUUUCUGUUUAAAAAAUAUAUUUGGACGGUUAAAUAUGAAGUUUUAUGGUGAGGAAUUCAAUUUUGUACCAUCGGCGAGCUUACUACAGGCAGAACGUGGAAUAUCCAUCCGCGUAAUAUAUAGAGAGAGAUGUAUGUUUCAUUAAUUGUCAAAGUUAUAUAUGUUUUACUGCAAUAUUGUUAUUUGUUAUUAUCGUGAUUAUAGUAGAAUGUAUCAGUUUUGUUGAUGUUUUGUUUAUAUGUGUUCAUACAAGUAAAAUAUAUUCAGAUGUUUAAUGCGAUUAUAACAUUCUUCU
Mercenaria mercenaria is the source of this 2255-nucleotide messenger RNA. RefSeq lists its product as uncharacterized. The transcript is spliced from 2 exons. The record is from RefSeq and is a predicted model, not a curated record. The coding region runs from base 649 to 1386 and encodes 245 amino acids. NCBI's taxonomy places the organism in Eukaryota, Metazoa, Mollusca, Bivalvia, Venerida, Veneridae.